AUGCGGGCUUUUAGUCGCACACCGAUUGCGGCUGCGUUACGGUCUGCGAAUCCAGGGAGUCGAUCUGGUGCGCUCCGAUAUCAUGGUUCGUUUCUUGGGCGAGUACCCCAGGCACAGGGAGAGGCAGCACCGCUUCCGCUGUCAAUAUCAGCGCGUGUUCACUAUGGAGGAGCGUUGAGAGUGUAUGACGCGAGAGAUACAGAGCGGUUUUUCAGCCAAUUGAGCGGCAAACACAGCAAUGGGGGAAACGGAGUAGAUCAACUGGAGAGGCUGGAGCUCAGGAAGGCGCGGCCGCAAGACAAUGGCGGGGGAAAAGCUGAGACAAAUGAUGGCUCAGGGUCAAAGCACAAGCUUGUCAAUGCGAUGACGAAGGGUGAGAGGGGCAAAUUAUUGACGACUCCGUCGAGGCUGUUCAAGCUCCUCAUUCCGUUGACGACGAUCAAGCGCCGAGAUAUCGAACAGAUCGCCAUCCUGGUCCACCCACAGCAACCCCUCUCGCACCUGGAACGUUUGAUUCAAUCGGAGAUUCCACCAAUCGAAGACGAAAAUGGACACAAGCCUCCGCCUGCGAUUUCGUUUAUCGCACUGCAGUUAGAAGAAGACGCCGUCCGGCCAAAAAAGCGACUGUAUGAGGAAACCGACGCGCAUGUGCACCGACUUGAAGGCGGGAAGGACGAGGGUGUCGUGGUACAGCGGAAGGGAGAAUUCGAGGAGGUGGACGAAUCAUUCAGCUAUCUACGAAGACCGGAGCCGGGCAAGGGAGACAAGGAGCAACGGUUCGUCCGGUGGUCGCAGUCGACAGAGAUCGGAGACUUUAUCCGCGACGCUGCGCGGGCGGAGGAGUUCAUCGUGGCGAUCGAAGGCGCUCCGGCAGGGUUGGAGCAGAUCCACGUGGCCGUCCCGUCGUUCGAUGAGCGAACGUACUUCCUCAGGAUGCGCUUGCGGAAGAUCUCACGGCGGAUCCAAAGCCUGGCGGAGAUCAAGCAUGAAUGUGAUACGUUGGCGCAUCGCGGCGCGCAGCGAGUGGCGCUGGGUGGGUUUGGCGUGCUCGCCUUCUGGUGGUGCCUCGUGUACAAGCUGACGUUUGGGACGGAUCUGGGCUGGGACACGAUGGAGCCUGUGACGUACCUGGUCAGUUUGUCGACACUGAUGGGUGGUUAUCUGUGGUUCCUGUAUCACAACCGCGAGAUCUCCUACCGUUCGGCGCUGGAUUUCACGAUCAACGCGCGGCAGAAGAAACUCUAUCAGAUGAGAGGGAUCGACCUGCAGCUGUGGGAAACGCUCAUCGACGAAGGCAAUGCGAUACGCCGGGAGAUCAAGAACAUCGCGGCCGAGUACGACGUUGACUGGGAUGAGCGCAAGGAUGAGCAGGACGACCGCGUCACCGAGGCCCUGAAGAAGGAGAGAAGGUAUAAGAAUGGACAUAAGCAGAAAGAGAGGGAAAAAGAUGUCGAGGACGAUGAUUGA
Molecule: messenger RNA, 1467 nt
Organism: Aspergillus clavatus NRRL 1
Lineage: Eukaryota; Fungi; Ascomycota; Eurotiomycetes; Eurotiales; Aspergillaceae
Exons: 3
Coding region: 1-1467 (488 amino acids)
Biological process (GO): mitochondrial calcium ion homeostasis; calcium import into the mitochondrion
Cellular component (GO): mitochondrial inner membrane; uniplex complex
Molecular function (GO): calcium channel activity; uniporter activity
Source: RefSeq, a predicted model, not a curated record